Heterotrigona itama is the source of this 860-nucleotide messenger RNA. The record is from the annotation of a GenBank genome assembly. Lineage: Eukaryota; Metazoa; Arthropoda; Insecta; Hymenoptera; Apidae.
AAAAAAACGAGAAAAAAAAAUCUAGAGAGAAAAGCAUCUAGAAAUUUUGCUAAAAUUUUUGUACUUUGUAACUUCUCUUCUCUUCUGCGUCAGAUAAGGAAAAGGGAAUUGAUGACUGAUCGUUCGAUUACUUUCCAUCCUCAGUGUUUCCAGCCGGAAUACUACAGCCGCCCUUUUAUCACAGAUACUUUCCACGGAGUCUGAAUUACGGCGGGAUCGGCGUUGUGAUCGGCCACGAGAUCACCCACGGCUUCGACGAUAAAGGUCGAUUGUUCGAUAAGGAUGGCAAUCUACAUAGAUGGUGGAAAGACGAAGCUAUUGACGGCUUUCACGAACGUGCUCAGUGCCUUAUCGACCAGUACAGUCGUUACAUCGUGAGCGAGGUUGCAAUGCAGAUCGACGGAAUGAAUACGCAGGGCGAGAAUAUCGCGGACAAUGGCGGCAUUAAACAAGCUUUCCGAGCUUACGAAAGAUGGUUACGAACGAACGGAGACGCCGACGAGACUCUGCCGGGCUUGAACGCCAGCGGGAAGCAAUUGUUCUUUCUGAAUUUCGCGCAGGUGUGGUGCGGCUCGAUGAGGCCGGAAGCUACCAGGAACAAGCUGAAAACCGCCGUCCAUUCGCCUGGCAAGUUCCGCGUGAUCGGCACGUUGUCGAAUUCGCAAGACUUCGCAGAAGUAUUUCAUUGCCCGUUAGGCGCGCCUAUGAACCCAGUUAACAAAUGCUCCGUUUGGUGAUCAAUAGUGUGCUUCUUGUUCUCUUCACAACGAAAUUCAUCGCCGCCGUGUCGAUCGUGUCGAUUCGAUCGAGCGUUAAUUAAUCGAAGCAACCGUGACUGAAGGAAGGAAGGAAGGAAGGAA